UUUGGGUGAUAUUCAAGUUGUGUGUAAGUUCUCACAGCGCCUCUAUGCGUUGAUGUCAUGUGUUUCAGUUUUGGUUUUGCCUGUGAACGAAUGGGAACUGGGCUUCUCUGAUACGCGCUAUGGCUUCUAUAAGUGAUCAGCUGGAGGAAGUGAGGAUUAAUGCUGAACGCAGUUUGUGUUCUCCAGGCUCUGCUCAGGAGAUCAGGGCAGGGGUAGUUGCUAUGGCCAACAUCCCCUUCCCUCCCUCCAGCAAAUAUCGCUACAUAGCCGCUGAAAGCAUGCUGACAGAAAACUGUAGUGGAAACAACCGUAAAGAAACCAUCGCAUCCCUGCAGAAACUUUCCACAGCUCUGAACAUAUUGGAGAAGUAUGGCUCCAAUCUUACCAACUCCAACAGGCCAAAGUACUGGCGCACGGUGAAGUACAACAACCCUGUCUUCAGGACAACAGUAGAUUCGAUUCAGGGUGGCAGGGCAGUACUUAACCUAUAUGGAUACACAAAUCAGCAGCAUGACGGUUUGAGCUUUUCCGAUGAUGUUCACGAGCCAGACGUUGAGAAGGUGGCAUCAGUGACUCUUGAGGUCAUGUGCCUCCGAAUGGAGCUGGACAUGCUAAUUAAGGGUGCCCACGGUCAUCCAGAGUUCUUCGAAAGGCUUAUUCCUUCUCUCACUGUGCAGGAUGAAGAUGGAAUCAGCACAGAUGCAAUUGCCUUCUCUCCUAGUGAGAAACCAUGGGAGAAGCAAAGUCCCUCGCCUGCGUCUACGCCUUCUCAGUCCAAAUCUCCAUUUAGUCCAGCCCUUCCUCUCUCAUCUUUAGUGCCCUCCAAACAGACAGGUAAUUUCUCUACAGACAAUUGCAGCAUAUGUGGCUUAUUUCCGAUCUCUGCUCAUUGUCCAACCUGUACUCAACGGCUGUGCACAGACUGUGACAAGCUGUAUCAUUCCCAUUCAGGACGAUCUACACACGUCAGAAUUCCUGUGACUUCCUCUAAAGCCACAAAAAGGCUUAGCUCAUCAUUGUCUACAUGGCAGUGUUCAUACUGCACUACAGUUAAUACAAUGCAGCAUGUUUUGUGUGAGACCUGUGAGCGACCACGCCUGUCUUCUGCUGCCCCCUCUGUGCAAGAGGAACCAUCACAGCCUUCUACAAUAUCUGAAUGGCAAUGUAAAAGCUGCACAGUAGUGAACGCAGGCAGCAGCAUACUGUGUGAGGUGUGUGAGCGUCCUCGUCUGGCCACCCGGCCACCUGUCGCACCCUCCCGGCCGACCCCCUCUGCUACUGGACUAUCGGACAGCCAGUGGGUUUGCCAGUUCUGUACGUACGUCAACCAUAUGCCAUCACCCAGCUGCGAAAUGUGUUAUCUUUCAAAAUCAGAUGCUGCCCCAUCACCUACUAAACCCCUCCCACUUCCUCAACCUCUCCCACUUCAACCUGCGGAGAACGUCACACCAGUAUUAGCCACACCCAAAGCGACGCCCACCGAGGACCCUGAUUUGAAAAGACAAAGAUUAAUGAGGGAGGAAGGGAUUAAACUCAUUCAGCUGAUUCGUGAGGGAGAAAAGAAAGGGGUCAGCCCAGAGGAGGUUUACACAAGCAUGUGUGUGUCAGGGAACAGUAAUGUAACACCGUAUGACUGGCUGAAGGCAGAAUUGCCUCAUGUGCUCGAUGAGAUCUGUGUAUUGGCUGCGUCCUGCCACCAAGAUCCCAAUGCAGUAUCAAACGGUUCGGGAGAGAAUGAGGGCCAGGAUGGACAAAAGAGCAAUGAUGUGCCUCUGUCUAGAGCAGAAGCUAAACGGGCCUGGCUGGCAGCAGAGGGCGACAAUGAAAAGGCUGUAAAAUUAGCUCUCAGGAACCGUAGAGCUAAAGUAAAAGAGCUUGGCUUUCUGGGCUUUAAUGAUGUGGCCCGCUGUGAAGAAGCUUUGCGGCAAAGUGGAGGAGAGGUAAGGGGGGCUCUCGUCUUGCUGCAGCGCUCUUUACUGGAGGCCUUUCAUCAGCGCAUAUGGAGCGAUGAGCCGGAGCCUGCAAUCGACAUCAACCAUCCUGAUAAACAGCAUGUUUGCCGUAGGUUGCUGGCAGUGUAUGACCUUCCCAGUUGGGGGCGCUGUGAGCUGGCUCUGUCUUUACUACGAGACCCUGCAGCCUCAUACACACUGGAGGAUGUGGUUCAGGCCGUUCGCGAGUCACCUGAUCGAGAUUUCAUACGGCGUGUGCUUAACAAAGAAUGCCCUAUCUGCCUGUCUAUUUUUCCUCAUAGCAAGAUGCAGUCUCUGACAUCCUGCCAGUGCUCAGUGUGCUGUGGAUGUUUCAAGCAGCAUUUCACUAUAGCAGUGAGGGACAAACACAUCAGAGACAUGGUUUGUCCUGUCUGUACUGAGCCGGACAUUAAUGACCCUGAGCACCUUAACAGCUACUUCUCUACUCUGGACAUACAGCUUAGGGAUUGCCUUGAACAGGACGUGUAUGAGCUCUUCCACAAGAAACUGACUGAGCAGGCUCUCAUCAAGGACCCAAAGUUCUUGUGGUGCAGCCAUUGCUCGUACGGCUUCAUCUAUGAUGGCGAUCAACUCAAGGUCACCUGUCUGCAGUGCAGGAAAAGCUUCUGUGCUCAAUGCAAAAAACCGUGGGAGGACCAGCACAAGGGUCUUUCGUGUGAGCAGUUCCAGCUGUGGAAGCGAGAGAACGACCCCGAGUACCAGAAGCAGGGUUUGGCUGGAUACCUGCGUGACAAUGGGAUCACUUGUCCCAACUGUAGGUUCCAGUACGCUCUGGCCAGGGGCGGCUGUAUGCACUUCAGCUGUUCCCAGUGCAGGUAUCAGUUCUGCAGUGGGUGUAACAACCCAUUUCACACUACGUGUGCAGUGAACCAGUGUACUGUGACAGGUCUGCAUGCCCAUCACCCCAGAGACUGCCUCUUCUACCUCCGAGACUGGGAGCCUGCCAGGCUUCAGGCCUUACUGCAGAAUAAGGGAGUGAACUACAACACUGACACUGCUCCUGGAGCACAGACUGGUGUGUGUGGAGUUAUCGAACAGAAGGAUGAAGGGCCGCAGCCGACCGACUCGGCGUGUGGAGCUCAGACUCAGCCAGGACAGGCUGGCCUCUGCGAGAAGCAUUAUCGAGAGUACCUGGUUAGCCUCAUUAAUGGGCAUUCUCUUGACCCCGCCCCCCUCUUCAGUCAUGAAGAGCUAAAUGUGGCCUGCAGGAGAUACCAUGUGGACAUCACACGUGGGGAAGGAGAAGAUGAUAGAACAUACUUUGCAAGACUGCUAAAGAAACUAAUGGAUGAUGUGCCUCUGGGAGACAAGGUCCCUCGCAAGAAGUGAAGACAACCUUUCUUCCUCAUUUAACCUGUGCUGACUAUUUUGAGCUUAAAGGCUGAGAGGAUGUUGAACACAGUGCUUCCCUCUUCUAAAUGUGAUGGAGUUUCACAUAUUUGCACACAGUCGUAUCGUUUAAUCAUACAUUUAUUUGUAAUCAAAACUUGAUUGAUUGAUAGUCUGUUUAAUCAAAAAAAAAUAUUUUAGUUGUAAUAUUUGAUAAACAAAAACAAAGAGUUAAGUCUUUGACAGAGCUACAGCGGAUCCACUUACAGUAUCUCUAAAUGCAUAUAUACAAGUUAUAUACAUUUUUAAGGAGACAAAAGAAUCAUUGAACAGCACUAUUUUAAAAUGUGUUUUAAGAGUGAACAUUUGAAAUGAGGUUUGCGUCAGACAGUAGUUCUCAUUAAAUUAAACUUAAAACUUGACAUCUGAAGAUCCAUUGAGUUUAGUUUCAAAUUAAAGGUACAAUCAAAAUGUAACGGCAUGUUCUUUUGAAUGUUGGUGUAUAUGUACAUAUAUAUGGGAUUAUUAAAGAUAAUUUAUAAAGUUAA
Molecule: messenger RNA, 3871 nt
Organism: Paramisgurnus dabryanus
Lineage: Eukaryota; Metazoa; Chordata; Actinopteri; Cypriniformes; Cobitidae
Gene: rnf31
Product: ring finger protein 31
Biological process (GO): protein linear polyubiquitination
Cellular component (GO): LUBAC complex
Molecular function (GO): zinc ion binding; ubiquitin protein ligase activity; K48-linked polyubiquitin modification-dependent protein binding
Source: RefSeq, a predicted model, not a curated record